Odobenus rosmarus divergens (Pacific walrus) is the source of this 2811-nucleotide messenger RNA. It is a transcript of the gene PPP6R2, whose product is annotated as protein phosphatase 6, regulatory subunit 2. The transcript has 22 exons. Gene Ontology annotation, molecular function: protein phosphatase regulator activity; protein phosphatase binding. The record is from RefSeq and is a predicted model, not a curated record. Lineage: Eukaryota; Metazoa; Chordata; Mammalia; Carnivora; Odobenidae. The coding region runs from base 1 to 2811 and encodes 936 amino acids. Gene Ontology annotation, cellular component: cytosol; nucleus.
AUGUUCUGGAAGUUUGACUUGAACACCACGUCCCACGUCGACAAACUGUUGGAUAGGGAGGAUGUGACACUGCGAGAGUUAAUGGAUGAAGAUGAUAUCCUGCAGGAGUGCAAGGCUCAGAACCAGAAGCUGCUGGGCUUCCUCUGCAGGCAGCGGUGUAUGGAGGAGCUAGUGAGCCUCAUUACACAGGACCCGCCCCUGGACAUGGAGGAGAAGGUCCGCUUCAAGUAUCCAAACACAGCCUGUGAGCUGCUGACUUGUGAUGUGCCACAGAUCAAUGACAGACUAGGAGGGGAUGAGACUCUGCUGAACCUUCUUUACGAUUUCUUGGACCACGAGCCGCCUCUCAACCCUCUGCUCGCCAGUUUUUUCAGCAAGACCAUUGGUAAUCUCAUUGCAAGAAAAACUGAACAGGUGAUUCUGUUCUUGAAGAAGAAGGACGGGUUCAUCGGCCUGGUGUUGAAGCACAUCGGCACCUCGGCCCUCAUGGACCUGCUGCUGCGCCUCGUCAGCUGCGUGGAGCCGGCUGGGCUCCGGCUGGACGUCCUGCAUUGGCUUAAUGAAGAGAAGAUCAUCCAAAGACUCGUGGAAUUGAUCCAUCCAAGUCAGGAUGAAGAUAGACAGUCCAACGCCUCUCAGACCCUCUGUGACAUCAUCAGGCUGGGCAGAGAGCAGGGCAGUCAGCUGCAGGAGGCUCCGGAGCCCGACCCCCUCCUCACAGUGCUGGAGUCGCAGGAGUGCGUGGAGCAGCUUCUGAAGAACAUGUUUGACGGAGACCAGACUGAGAGCUGCCUCGUUAGUGGGACUCAGGUGUUACUUACCUUGUUGGAGACAAGGCGGGCUGGGACAGAGGGCUUGGUGGACUCCUUUUCUCAGGGACGGGAAGGGCUGUGUACCGUCAGCAGCGGCGUACUGCAUGGCAUUGAGCCACGGCUGAAGGACUUCCACCAGCUUCUGCUCAGCCCGCCGAAGAAAACAGCAAUCCUGACCACCAUUGGCGUGCUGGAGGAGCCCCUGGGGAACGCCCGUCUGCACAGUGCCCGCCUCACGGCCGCACUGCUACACACAAACACACCCAGCAUCAACCAGGAGCUCUGCCGGCUCAACACCAUGGGUUUACUGCUGGACCUGUUUUUUAAGUACACUUGGAAUAACUUCUUGCACUUCCAAGUGGAGCUAUGCAUAGCCGCCAUCCUGUCCCACGCUGCCCGGGAGGACAGGGCAGAAGCCAGCGGACCGGAGAGUGGGGUGGAGCUUCUGCCCGGGAACGGGGGCCCAGACACCCCCCAGCCUGCCGCCAGCCGCCCGGAGAACACAAUGGUGACCCAUCUGUUCCAGAAGUGCUGCCUGGUCCAGAGGAUCCUGGAGGCCUGGGAAGCCAAUGAUCACGCACAGGCAGCGGGCGGCAUGAGGCGCGGCAACAUGGGCCACCUUACCCGGAUCGCCAAUGCGGUGGCGCAGAACCUGGAGAAGGGCCCCAUGCAGACCCACAUCAGCGAUGUCAUCCGAGGGCUCCCUGCGGACUGCCGAGGGCGCUGGGAGAACUUUGUGGAGGAGACCCUGGCGGAGACCAACCGCAGGAACGCUGUGGACCUGGUAAGCACCCACCACCUUCACCCCUCGAGUGAGGAUGAGGACAUGGAGGGCGUUUUCCCUAAUGAGCUGUCCCUGCAGCAGGCUUUCUCUGAGUACCAGGUCCAGCAGAUGACGGCCACCUUCGUGGAUCAGUUUGGCUUCAACGACGAGGAGUUUGCUGACCAGGAUGACAGUGUCAAUGCUCCCUUUGACAGGAUCGCGGAGAUCAACUUCAGCAUUGAUGCUGACGAGGACAGUCCCAGCGCAGCUCUGUUUGAGGCCUGCUGCAGUGACCACAUCCAGCCCUUUGACGAUGACGAGGAGGAUGACAUCUGGGAGGACAAGGAGAUGCACUGCACUGCCCGGGUGACGGCCAGAGCCAGGUUUGGGGGUCCUCACACCUCAGAUAGCUGUUCCAAGAAUGGCCUGGAGCGUGGAGGCCGGGACAGGAAGGAGGGUUUGGAGGCAGACAAGGAUGCCGCUCGGGCAGGUGCCCCUCUGGCUUCUACGCAGAAGGAAGGUCCUCGCUUGGAGGGUGGCUCAGAAGGCACCUCGUGGACGGUGUUUGACGAGCCGGUGAACUCACCGGCACCGGGCCCGGGAGUGGCGGUGGACGUGGGUUCCAACGUGUGGGCAGCCAGCACCCCCAGCCCCUCGGCUUUGGAGGAAAAAGGCUGGGCCAAGUUCACCGACUUCCAGCCUUUCUGCUGCUCCGAGUCGGGGCCUAGGUGCAGCUCCCCAGUGGACAUGGGCCACGGCGAUGCCCGGGAUGGCCCGAAGCAGGGCCCCGAGAGAGCCCGCCCGGCUUCCCCAUGUGCCUGGAGCGCCUGUGUCACCAGGAAGGCCCCCUUGGUGGUUUCCGACCACGGUGAGGGCGAGCAGAAGAUGGCUGGUGCCUUGGAAGCUGUCAGUCUGGGUCCCAGCCGGGAGGCUCCCCUGCUGCCCGCGUCAGUCCCCAGGACGGACACGCUGUCAGACCCCACCUCCCCCACGCCUGCAGAAGCAACCUUUGCCCCGGCUGUGGCUGUCCCCCCCGAGGCUGCUGUGGCGGCCACCCCAGCACCGAGCAAGGCCAGCCCCGCCCCAGCCACCAUGGCAGGGCCCCCAGGGCCCAUGGCGGCCAUCAGCCCUGCGGCCCCAGCCACAUGCACAGUAGCCAUCCUGGGCACCGUGACGAAAGACAGGAAGAUGGACUCACCACCCCCUGCAGGAGCCGCCUUGAACGGCCCCGUGUGA